This is a messenger RNA of Egretta garzetta (little egret), 7570 nucleotides long. It is a transcript of the gene PRDM15, whose product is annotated as PR/SET domain 15. NCBI's taxonomy places the organism in Eukaryota, Metazoa, Chordata, Aves, Pelecaniformes, Ardeidae. Gene Ontology annotation, cellular component: cytoplasm; nucleus. Bases 1656 to 5198 code for a protein of 1180 amino acids. The record is from RefSeq and is a predicted model, not a curated record. The transcript is spliced from 25 exons. Gene Ontology annotation, molecular function: DNA-binding transcription factor activity; RNA polymerase II cis-regulatory region sequence-specific DNA binding; histone deacetylase binding. Gene Ontology annotation, biological process: regulation of transcription by RNA polymerase II; cell fate commitment.
UCUUAGAAAUACGAGGCCUUGCUGGCGUUCACCGGGUACUCUGCCAGAUAGCUUCCAAUUACUUUCAGCAGCAGCAAGAACAAAUCUUUUUCUUUUAUCAUGAAGAAAACAAAGGGUGUUUUUAAGUGCAUUCUGCUUGCACACGUGUAUUUCCAGUACCCGUCCGCUUGUGCUUUCAAGUUACGUAUUCACACUAGUAGAAGCUUGGUGUAGAACUUUUAACAGGAAUCAGGAGAAAGGGAAACUUUAAUUUCACUUUUUUGGUCAUGAAAUUCACAUAGAGGGUUUAUUUUUUAAUUCUUCUUUACCUAUUUAUUUUUAAACCCAUUUGUGAGAUCAGAAUUACUCAACUUCCCGCUGGAACCCGAUUUCUUUCUUCAGGGGUUUACUAGGGGAAAGUAUGCUUUUACACCAGGUCUUACAUUUUUUGAUAGCUUACGGCUUGAGCGGUUCCCUGACACUUAAUGCAGCGCAUUGUGCUCUGCAAACAGAUACCUGUGACGCUGCAGCCCCUCAGUGCCAUCGUUUGGGUUCCCUUGAGUUUCAGAAGUGUUGGGAGGCAGCUCCCAUGGUGCAGCUGGGGUUUGUGUGCUUAGCUGUGUGCUCUACUGUGGGGCACAAAGUCGCUCGGUUAAUUAUACAAGCAGAAAAUUUUGAUUUUUCUGUUCUUUUUUUUCUGCAGUCAGAAUUAGGCCUUGUACCUGUGGUCUAAUUUCUUCUGUGUAGCUUUUCGCCUGAUUAUUCUCUGCUUAAUGUUUGCUCUCUGUUUUGUAUAAAAAUACCUGGAAUUCCCAGAAGCUUUGGUUAUCUCUGCAAGAGAAGAAUGUAAUUAUGUGCAGUAGGAUGAGUGACUUAAUGGAAUGUUUUUCUGAUACAAAUACUUGAAAAAUAAUCAGACAUGGCCCAUCACAACAGCAGAUGAGGGUAAAAAACCUCUGAAGUCUGUCUCCAGUGCCAUCGUGUGAGCUAGCGUGGCACUUUGUGACUCGGUUUACCAGCUGGAGCAGGUGGCACAAUGUCAUUUGUUUCAAAAACUCUUGGGAAAUACAGUUGAGAUUUGUGAGGAGUUGUGAAGUCUGUGGGUGAGAAGUGUUUGCAAAGCAGAACAGUUAAACCCACUUUGGUGCAGUUCUGCCUCUCUGACGCUUUCUGCAAAGUAGGAAAGGGGGGGGGGGAAAGACCACACAGGAAUUUGUGACGAGGUGCAAAUACUAAUGCAAGGUGGUCCUCUUUUUGCACCUGCAUGAUGAGGUGUGAGUUAUUUGAUACGUCACCCGUCCCUGUAUAUUUCAGAGCAUAGCAGGUCAUUGUGCCGAGCGUAGGAAGGAUGGAUGAUGAAUCAGAAGUUUUGCGAUGUGGAAAAUGAAAGUGCUUGCUACAAACCCAAAAAUUAUGCUAAUGCAAAGAAUGACUGAGAUGUAGUGUCCCGAUCAACUACAUGAGGUAUCCCUCAAAGAGGGACCUUUCCUAGUUUCUCCCCAUCACCUUGAACAACAUCUAUGCAAGUACCGUUUCUCCGCCCCUCUGUUGCUAUUCUCAUCUGACGGCCCCUGGAACAAGACUGACAUUGCUGCUUCUGUAACGCCGCACGUCAUCAGUCCGCUGGUUGUGAAGAAUGCGACGCAGGAAGGUCCUAGGAGGUGCAUGUUUAAAAAAUGGCUGAAGAUGGCAGUGAUGAGACUAUGUUUAUUUGGUGCGAGGACUGUGGACAGUACCAUGAUUCAGAGUGUCCUGAGCUAGGCCCGGUGGUGACAGUCAAAGACUCCUUUGUAUUGAGCAGGGCAAGGUCAUCUCUGCCUUCUAAUUUGGAGAUAAGACAAUUGGAAGAUGGGACUGAAGGAGUAUUUGCUCUUACUCAACUAGUGAAACGUACACAGUUUGGCCCAUUUGAAUCCAAGAGAGUUGCCAAGCUGGAAAAAGAAUCCGUUUUUCCCCUGAAGGUGUUCCAGAAGGAUGGGCCCCUGGUAUAUUUCGACACCUCAAAUGAAGAUGAUUGCAACUGGAUGAUGAUGGUGCGACCAGCCACCGAAUAUGAGCAUCAAAACUUAACUGCCUUCCAGCAUGACAAUGAUAUUUACUUCACCACCUCCCGGGACAUCCCACCAGGAACUGAGCUGCGAGUGUGGUAUGCAGCUUUUUACGCCAAAAAAAUGGAAAAGCCAGUGCUGAAGCAGGUCACUAGUAUUGCCAAUGAUAUGUGCUUGGUAGUGAUGGAAUCUGAUAAAGAGGGGAAUAAAAUCUCUUCAAAACCUUCACCUGCUGUCUUCCCCCAUAAAAAACCAAAGAAAUCCAGCAUACCAGCAGCUGAGCCAGCAGUGAACACUCCAGAAGGCAGCGGAGCUGCAGAAGCAGAGUCCAGCCAGUGGACGUGUAAAGUGUGUUCAUCUGCUUUCCAGGGGCCUCAGCUGCUGACAGAGCACUUGCUGAGUCACCUGGAACAAGCUAAAGGUGCCCCCCAAGCCAGCCAGAAUGAGGCUGUUGCAGAGAAAGCAGCAGAGGUUCCCCCUGUGGAUCAGCCAGUAGUUUGUGAUGCAGCCAGUGCCAGUACAGACUCAAGGAGGAAGGCCAGGCGGGGUAGAAAACCCAAAACAGCAAAAGCAGAAACACCUCUUGUCGUCGUUGAAGAGAAAGAUUCUGCAGCAGAACGUGUAGCUGACGUUGUAACUGAGGUCCCACAGGAAGAGGUGGCCCUGCCUCCAGCUGCAGAAGAGAGAAUUAUGGAACUGGUUUUAGGAAAGAUGCCUAGCACCACAAAUAGCAUCAGUUCAGUGACAAAUAGGUUUGCUCAUCACCAAAACACCAUGUCCCUCAAAAGAAGUUUAAUUCUCUCCAGUAGACAUGGUAUACGGCGCAAGCUGAUAAAACAACUUGGGGAGCACAAGCGAGUCUAUCAGUGCAGUAUCUGCAGCAAGAUCUUCCAGAACAGCAGCAACCUCAGCAGGCACAUCCGUUCUCACGGUGACAAACUAUUUAAAUGCGAGGAAUGCGCAAAGCUGUUCAGCCGUAAAGAGAGCUUGAAGCAGCAUGUUUCAUACAAGCACAGAAGGAAGGAAGUUGACAGUGAGUACAGAUACAAGUGCACCACAUGUGAAAAAGCCUUUCGGAUAGAGAGUGCAUUGGAAUUCCAUAACUGCAGGACAGAUGACAAGACAUUCCAGUGUGAGAUGUGUUUCAGAUUCUUCUCCACAAACAGUAAUCUUUCAAAACACAAGAAAAAGCAUGGGGAUAAGAAGUUUGCCUGUGAAAUCUGCAAUAAGAUGUUCUACCGGAAGGAUGUCAUGCUAGACCAUCAAAGACGACACUUGGAAGGGGUGAGGCGUGUGAAAAGAGAAGACUUUGAGCACAGCACGGAAAACAUGGUUCGCUACAAGAAGGAGCCUUCAGGAUGCCCCGUGUGCGGGAAGGUAUUUUCAUGUAGGAGCAAUAUGAACAAACACCUUUUAACACAUGGAGACAAGAAAUACACUUGUGAAAUCUGUGGACGUAAAUUUUUCAGAGUGGAUGUGUUGAGAGAUCAUAUUCAUGUCCAUUUUAAGGACAUAGCACUAAUGGAUGAUCACCAGAGAGAAGAGUUCAUUGGUAAAAUUGGAAUCUCAUCAGAGGAAAACGAUGACAACUCUGAUGAAAGUGCAGAUUCUGAGCCUCACAAGUAUAGCUGCAAAAGGUGCCAGUUGACUUUCGGCAGAGGGAAGGAGUACCUGAAGCACAUAAUGGACGUGCACAAGGAGAAAGGCUAUGGCUGUAGCAUUUGUAACCGACGUUUUGCCUUGAAGGCAACUUACCAUGCACACAUGGUCAUUCAUCGAGAGAACCUGCCUGACCCUAAUGUGCAGAAAUACAUCCAUCCAUGUGAAAUCUGUGGAAGGAUUUUUAACAGUAUAGGAAAUCUGGAAAGACAUAAGCUUAUACAUACAGGUGUAAAAAGUCAUGCUUGUGAGCAAUGUGGCAAAUCAUUUGCUAGAAAAGACAUGUUAAAAGAACAUAUGCGAGUCCAUGAUAAUAUCCGAGAAUACUUGUGUGCAGAAUGUGGCAAAGGAAUGAAAACAAAACAUGCGCUUCGUCACCACAUGAAACUUCACAAAGGGAUUAAAGAAUACGAAUGCAAAGAAUGUCACCGAAAAUUCGCACAGAAAGUCAACAUGCUGAAGCAUUACAAAAGACACACAGGAAUCAAAGAUUUCAUGUGUGAGCUCUGUGGCAAGACGUUUAGUGAGAGAAAUACAAUGGAGACUCAUAAGUUGAUUCAUACAGUAGGAAAACAGUGGACAUGUUCAGUAUGUGAUAAGAAAUAUGUCACUGAUUACAUGCUGCAGAAGCACAUCCAGCUCACUCAUGAUAAGGUGGAAGCCCAGAGCUGUCAGUUGUGUGGGACAAAGGUUUCUACCAGAGCAUCCAUGAGUCGACAUAUGAGGCGUAAACAUCCAGAGAUUCUUUCGGUGAGGAUUGAUGACUUAGAGCAGCUGCCAGAGACGACUACCAUUGAUGCCUCCUCAAUUGGGAUUGUUCAGCCGGAAUUAGCCUUGGAACAGGGAGAAUUACCAGAAGGGAAACAGCAUAUGAAAGCUCCUAAACGUGGCCAGAAACGAAAACAAAAGUCAGGUGAGGAGGAGGAAGCUCAAGUGCCUGAGGACCCUGCCUUCAGUGAAUACACAGAGAAGGAAGGUGAAUUCACAGGGAAUGUUGGAGAUGAGACAAAUUCAGCUGUACAGAGCAUCCAGCAGGUGGUGGUGACCCUUGGCGACCCAAAUGUCACAGCCCCUUCCAGUUCUGUCGGGCUGACAAAUAUCACUGUUACCCCCAUUACGACAGCAGCUGGAACCCAAUUCACAAACCUCCAGCCAGUGGCUGUGGGCCAUCUGACUGCACCUGAACGCCAGUUACAGCUGGACAACUCAAUUCUCACUGUGACGUUUGACACCGUCAGUGGUUCUGCCAUGCUGCACAACCGCCAAAAUGACAUUCAGAUCCAGCCGCAACCAGAGGCAGCCAAUCCUCAGUCUGUGGCCCAUUUUAUAAACCUGACCACCUUGGUGAACUCCAUUGCUCCUUUAGGGAACCAGAUAACGGAACAGCAUCCUCUGACGUGGAGGUCAGUGCCUCAGACUGAUGUCUUGCAGCCCCAGGCACAGCCAACACAACAGCAGUCAGGACAGCAACCGGUUCAAACAGAGCAACAACAACAGAUGUAUAGCUACUAAUUUAUACUUUGCAAAGUUUUGAAAUGGACAGUACUUAGAGAAAAAACACACGGACGUUUGGAAAAUUUCUAAUAGGAUUGUUUGCUGGAUACCAAACAGAGACAGGAAAAUGUUUAUACAGUGAAAUGUAAGCUAAAAUUGGCAUAGCACCCUGCAACACCCUAAUCUUAAAAUUCUCACGCUGUCUCUAGACCUUGCACUGUCUCAAAAAAAAAAAAAAAGAGAAAAAGGAAAAAAAAUCUCUCCAUAAAUUGAACACCCCCUUGCACUGUGUAUGUUGUGCAGUAAGAUUGAGAUUUGAGAGGAGCAUCAUAAUAUGUCUUAACCAAAGGAGGGAAAUCCUAAAUAUUAUGGCACUGGUGAUUUACAAAACCCUUUCAGCCAUACCAUGUCACUUCUUUCCAGUCUGGAAAUUACAUAUGAAGACCUUGUUCACAGUGAGGUGGAAUGCACUUGUGGUCAGCUGGUAGAGACUGAAAUGUAAAGACGCAAAUGGGCAAAACAAUAAUUGUCUUGUUUCUUCUCUUCUUUAGGUCUUGUAUCUAACAGCAUUGGUAAAGUAGGUGGAGGUUGGGGCUUUGGGGUGGGGAUGAGUGUGGUGUGGAAGAAAAUACACCAAUUUCACAACGUAUUUCCAUUUUAGUCAUGGGAAAAACCUGUACUCAUAACACAGUGUUAGUGCUACUUGAAUCAGAUAGCUGGUCUAAUGCUAAGGCAACUUUUGUGGUCUUCUGGUCAAGUUUGAAUCGAACCAGUUACAAACUGAAAAAAGAAUGUGAUACAGUUUUAUGUAAUUUUUCAAAACUCUUUCAAUCUUGCUUUUAGCUAAUAGGCCCGGAGAGCAAUCAGUCCCCUUUGAUCAAGUUCAGGAUGUGAAUUUUUUUUCAAUUAGUCUUCUUUCAUCGUGUAAUAAACAUUUGAGAAAGCAUUCUUUUUAUAUAUAUAUGCAUAUAUAUAUAUAUAGCCUUUGUAAUUUACUGUGUGUUCCUGGUGAGUAUUUGUGUGAAAAACACUGUUAUUAAUAUGAUGCAUUAAUUUCUUCAUCCCCAUUUUGCCCUUCCUCACAGAAGUAAUGUAUGGAUUCUACUCCUUCUGUUUCCAAAACUAUUUCCAAAAUUCAUAGCCACUCAGGGUUGUGUGAAAUGGAAGAAAAAAGAAUGUCCGAAGCAUAUUCUGCCACAUGGAGGCAGUACGCCCUAGUGUAUAAUGGGCAUGGUUUGCGUGACUGUUGGGGAUGUAAGCAGUGGGUUGGGUCAAAUACAUCAUUGCUGAUACUACACUUUCAUUCCAUUCUCCAUACAUUGAUGUGCAGUCUGGACUUUUGCAUGUCAAGAAGAUAGUAUCUUCCCCACAGAGAAAAAGCAGCUGAUAUCAAAAAGGAAUAAACUAAAAAAAAAAAAAAAAAAAAAAAAAUUGCUGCCUGGAAUCCUGAAAGGCAGAUCUGUCCUUCCAGCUGUGGCUGAAGAACAAGGUCCUUUGGGGCAGCAGACUGAGCCGCAGAACCGUGCUGAAGUUUUUUUGCUGAGGAUAAAGCAGCUGAUGCGUUUGACAGUGAAGACAGAUUGAUGGUUGUAAAAAUCCUGUCUGUGCCUAUCAUAUUUAUGAAAAUGUUUGAUGUACUAGCAAAAAUAUGAGUAGGAAUGACUUCAGCUUUGAAAUUCUGUAUUAACGUGGACAACUUGACCCCUAAAGGAUGCCUUAUAAUCUCUACAGCAAAUUCUUCCAAAGUAUAAAUGGCUGGGUAUUAAAAUUAACCUCCAGUGGUUUUCUUGGUGCCAUAGCUGUGUCCAGGCUCGCUAUGCCAGGCUCUGUGUAAAGCUUUGUUGCAACAGGACGUGUCUGGGAAAGGGGUUUCUUGUGACAGAUUUUGUGUGUCAGAGGAGCAGAAUUACUUUUCUGUAAAUGUCAACGAGCCGGUAAAAUGUCUGUGUGGGAGGGACCUCUGUUUGAUGGGACAAGGAUACAUACCAGGAAGAGAAAAUACCUUUUACCAGUGUGGAAAAGAGAAUUUUUCAUUCCCUAGCCCCUUCUGUCUUCCUUUCCACACAGUACUGCGAGAUCCUUAAUUUUAUGAGCCUCCCAGUAUCCUGAGAAGUACAGUUUUAUGCCCCUGUAUCACCUGGGUUAUUUCACCACUGUCUUGAGCCAGUUAAAUUUCUUCUCAGCUGUCCUGGCCACAAAUGCUUCCCCUUCACACCAAACCCACUGGUCAGGAGGGAACUAGGUUUUAUUUAUGAAAUACAUUGUUUAUGUAUUUGGAAGUAUUUAAUUUCUUCCCCAACCCCCCGCCAUGUGUUUGGUGCCUAAUUGGUAACGGCACGUUAUCUUUUGGCAGGGUACUUUGGACCAAAAAAAAAAAAAAAGGAAAAAAA